Nematostella vectensis (starlet sea anemone) is the source of this 3481-nucleotide messenger RNA. RefSeq names its product transient receptor potential cation channel subfamily A member 1. Gene Ontology annotation, biological process: calcium ion import across plasma membrane. The transcript has 6 exons. Lineage: Eukaryota; Metazoa; Cnidaria; Anthozoa; Actiniaria; Edwardsiidae. Gene Ontology annotation, cellular component: membrane. Gene Ontology annotation, molecular function: protein binding; calcium channel activity. The record is from RefSeq and is a predicted model, not a curated record. The coding region runs from base 206 to 2965 and encodes 919 amino acids.
UAACAACUAUCGUAACACAUAAAGUCACGCUGCGGUGUCGCCGUGCAUUGCUCUUUAUUGGAAAAGCUUGUUCUUUUGGUCAAUAACGCUAGUUUGUUUGAUAACUUUUGAGUUAAUUGAAAUGAAACAAUUUGAUUGUUUUAUAUUUGUGAAAGUCAUUCAACGAUUCGGAAAGCCAAUUUAGUGUUGUUGUUGUGUUCUUACAAUGAAACAGGCCCGUGUGCAUCCUCUACCAAGACCUGAAGAAGCACAAGAAAUGCGUGAGUUAAAUUACUUUAGGGAUACGAGAUCAGGCUCGACGAAUAGCUGGACUCGUAUUCGUAAAGGAGUCCAUUCGCUUUCAAAGUGGAAACACUACAACAACUACAUGCGAAUAGAUAACAACGCGAAUUCGAAUCGUGGUGAUGGACCAGGUCCCCGAGACAGAGCGAAUAUUUACCGUCGACAGGAGAGCAAAAAGUCUCAAUGUGCCUUGGAUAGCGAUGUAGAAGACUUAGGAAAAAGCAACUAUAUUUUAACGGAUACACAAGGCUACGUGAAACCGCUUCCGAUCGUCCAAAACGGGUCGCAGUCGGUCGCACCACUUGCCAGCAGUAGGGCCAUGUUAAUCUACUUCGCGAAAUUGGCCAAGGCCAGUGUGGAAGAGGAGCAAGAGUUAGAUUUUGACUUUUUAGAGGAGUUAAUUCAGGACGGGGCCGAUGUGAAUUUCAGUGAUCGGCACGGGCAGACGAUAUUGCACGAAGUUGCAAGGAUAUGGCAUCCGGAUGUAGCUAAGUUUAUCCUGGAAAAUGGAGGCAAAGUCAACGUUUCUGACAGCUACGGAAGGACACCGUUACAUGUCGCCGCUGCUGUAGAUUACCCAGAAAUGGUCGAGUUCCUUUUCCAGAAUGGAGCUGAUCUAGAAGCUAAGACAACAGGAGAGCAGCAGACACCCACACAUUAUGCUGCCAAGAAUGAUGCUACAAAGUCCCUGAAGGUUUUGAUAAAGUUGGGUGGAAACAUGGACGAUAGGGAUUAUAAGGGGAGAACUCCCCUUCAAGUUGCGGCAGAGCUUGAUCGUUCUGAGACGGCAAAGUUCUUGAUUGAUCAAGGCACUGCUGCAGGCGUCCAGGACACUAGCGGCAACUGUUCACUGUCAAUCAUGAUCUCUAAGAUGCCGCCUGUUGCUAAGGAAGCAUUAGAUCAAUUCCAUACCACUGACAGGGCAAAUCGCAAGCAGUACUACUACCUAAAUUACCUUGAGCCAGACCUUCCUGAGAAUGGUCACGGAUGCUACGCGCGGACCCCUCUCCAGUGCGUUGUGCUAUUCAAGCAGAUGGAUCUAAUCAUGCAUCCAGUCUUCCAACGACUCAUCGCGAUCAAAUGGAGCAAGUUCGGACGUCAGGGGGUUAUACUUCAACUCAUAGUCCAACUAUUUUACGUCCUGGUGUGGACAGCGCUGGCGGUGACAUUACACUUCGGCGAAGAAUCUAAGUAUUACUUCCCUCCUUCCAAGUAUUGGUGGCGAAUUGUCAUGGAAACCAUUGUUGUUAGCAUGACAUUCUAUUUUAUCGUUCAGGAGUUCUGGGAACUUCGUUCCUCGAAAUCCGCGCAUUACAAAUGGAAACGGUGGCGAAUUCACAAACUUGAGAAAGAUCUUCAGUAUUGUCACCCUAGAUGGCCAGAGGAGCGGAAAUACUUAGAAAUGGAGCUACGCGAAAUCGCCGACUCCGGGAUUUCUUACUUCAACGACGCGUGGAACUACUUUGAUUGGAUUACUUACGGUUGGGUCACUGCGAUGGUGCUCACACGCGGGCUAGCUGUGGGUAUGAAUAACGCGGCGUCCCAGUCUCUACACCCUAAAGUAUCAGCUGUUGGCAUCAUCUUCAUAUGGCUGCGGUUGAUGAAAAGUGUUCGCGCUUUCGCCACGCUCGGUCCAUUCAUAGUGAUGAUAGGUCACAUAAUCGAUGACACGCUUAAAUUUGCAGUACUAUACUUUGCGUUCUAUUUUCCAUACAUCUGUGCAUUCUGGAUUAUCUUUGGUGGCGCAAAGAAUGCCGCAAUAAUGAAAGCAAAGGGCCAAUCAAGCGAUGGUUGGGAAUCAUUUAACGACCUUAUGUACUCUGUCUGGGAGAUGACGAACGUUGGUAACUACCCUUGGGAGUCUCUGCUCGCAGUGGACAGGCUGAUGGCGCAGCUUUUGUGCGGUACGUACAUUGCUGUCUCCGCCAUUGUCUUGCUGAAUCUGUUCAUUGCUCUUAUGUCGGACACAUUCCAGCGUGUAUACGAUAACGCCAAGGCUAACGCAGCCAUGUUACGUGCCAGCACGAUCUUGAGUCUUGAGGAGGCUAUGGGCAGCGUGAAGCGUGACCGGCAUAGGCACUUUAUCAACACGCGACUCGCACCAGAGGAGCUGUAUUAUGAUGACGACUCGACCCAGCCCGCAAACGGGGAGCUAGAGCGUAUGACACACCAGAUCAAGGACGUUGUGGACGAGGUACUAGAAGCGGUCAAGGAGCCUGGUGCCAACCAUGGAAAUAACGGCAAUACUAACGGCAACGGGAACUGGAAACGAAACAAAGGACUGGAAAUUUUACAAGACGAAGUUACAAAUCUGAAAGAACUUUACGAGCAAACACAAGAAGAAAUGCGCCGAGAAAUGGCCGAGAUGAAAGCCCUGAUAACACAACUGUUACAACUACAAAGACCCAUAACCGCCGCGCUUCCUUCGUUAUCCUCGAUGAGGUCACUCCCUUCGACCAACAUACAACGAGCGCACUCCGACGUUCACCCGAAGUUUAAGUCUGAAGGUAUUCGGGUAUCUCAGCGUAAGCGGCGUCGUGAAAAGCGGAGAGUUGAGAAUGAGGAGGAGAGCAUACCUUACCAGGGACUACCGCUGGCGCCAUCCCCCACUGGCGCACUCCCUAGUGUGUCGGCUCUCAUAUCGGGACGACCGUCUACAAGAGACUCUGGAUCAUUUGCGUAGUGAACACACGACAAUCCGCUCUUCGUUUAAUUCUUUUUUUUUAUUCUAACAAAGAGACAGUAAUCGUACCCGCCUCUUGCGGAAACAUUGUUUCCAUUGCUUUGAUACCAAAAUAUUAUUUUAAAAUCUUUUGUUAAUGAGCCACUUCCAGGUGCGUACCCAGUAUUGGCUGAUGGGGGGGGGGGGGGGGGGGGGGGGGGGUGUGCCCAGUCAUAGCUGUAUCAUAUGGGAAAAGCGCAUUAUUUAAAGAUUCUUUAAUAAGAAAUGCCCACUCAUUUGUCACCAAGGGGGGCGCGCGCGCACCCUGCGCACCCCCCCUGUGUACGCGCCUGACCACCCAACCCAACCCAAGUCAUACAAGUCAUAAGCCAAAAUUAUCUAAAUAGGGAAAUAUUUUUUUACUGGUGAAAACAUAAAGUUUGCUCGUUAAGUAUAUUAGUUGGGUGUUAUUUAUAACACCUCUUAUUUUUUUAAUCAUUGUAUCAAACAAACACAUCAUUAAAAUCUUUAAAUCUG